This is a messenger RNA of Diplodia corticola, 1695 nucleotides long. Its product is annotated as hlh transcription factor (gamma). The transcript has 2 exons. Bases 1 to 1695 code for a protein of 564 amino acids. Gene Ontology annotation, molecular function: protein dimerization activity; DNA-binding transcription factor activity, RNA polymerase II-specific; RNA polymerase II cis-regulatory region sequence-specific DNA binding. Gene Ontology annotation, biological process: regulation of transcription by RNA polymerase II. NCBI's taxonomy places the organism in Eukaryota, Fungi, Ascomycota, Dothideomycetes, Botryosphaeriales, Botryosphaeriaceae. The record is from RefSeq and is a predicted model, not a curated record.
AUGAUCAUAGCCGACACCAAGAUUACCCACUUUCCACCUUUCAGCGGUUACAACAAGCAACCAAACUGCAAAUCGGACCUACGAUUCGACUCGCCAGACUCCGGUAUUGACCCCGCCAUGGCGCACCCCGGUUCGCCGGCUCCUUACAUCAAGGAGGACCCCGAUCAGUUCAACCCCAACUUCCACGGCGACUUUGACAUGUCGCAACACUUCAGCAACAACGGGCAGCCAUACGGCGUCAACCCCAAUGACCUCACCAUGGGCAACAACUUCAUCAUGAACAACCAAUACGGCUCCAACAACAUGUCGUCCAGCUUCCUGGGUAACUCGAAUAUCGCCGACGACGAGCUGCGUGACCUUGUGGACGAGCCCAGCCACAACCACAACGCCGGCUUUCACAAUUACAACGAUGGCCACAAUGAGCAGCAGCAUCAGCAGGGCUACUACCAGGGUCAAAUGACCAACGGUUCCGUGCCCGUGAACACCCAGAACAACAUGAACAUGUAUUCCAACACACCCGAUGGCGCCCCGAUCCAGAGUCCCUUCAUGAACAACAACUUCAACUACGAGAACUUCCAGAACAUGCAAGGUGGUCACCGCGUCGGAAGCAUGCCCAACGGUUCUUUCGCGAUGACCGCUAGGCAGCAUUCCAGGAUGGGCCUCGAAAGACAACUGUCUGACUCACGUAGUCCAAUGACGCCGAAGACACCCGCCAUGGCUGGGCUUCACCUCAGCACCCCAGAUUCGGGCAGCUUCCCGGCCGCGCAGCCUAUCCACGCCAGCCGCCCCAGUCACGGCCACCAGAAGAGCAUGUCGGGCCAAUGGGACAACACCCCCAACAGCGGCGGUUCUUGGAUCGACUCUCCGAUUGUGUCACCUCAACAGGCCGGAAUGCACCAUGCACAGAUUGCCGAUGUUCUCGCCUCAGGAAAGCACGCUUCGCUGCCUACCAAGGUUGAGAACAAUGGCAACCCCGGUUUCCAGACCCAGGAGGCUAAGCGCCGCAGGCGUCGUGAAAGCCACAACAUGGUCGAGCGUCGUCGGAGAGACAACAUCAACGAGCGCAUCCAGGACCUUUCCAAGCUGGUGCCCCAGCAUCGUCUUGAGGACGAGAAGGUCCGCAAGCACAUCCACAACAACGGCCCUCUGUCGCCCACAAUGAGUGCCACUGGCAUUUCGCCACCGCAGGCAACGUCGCUCUUGGCUGGUCCUAACGGCAGACGUGCUGCUGGCAACAUCACCACCGGCCUCCCGCUCGACGAGAAGGACAAGGGUCCCAACAAGGGGGAUAUUCUGAACGGCUCCGUCAGCUGGACUCGUGACCUCAUGUGGAUGCUUUACAUGAAGCUGAGGCAGGAGGAGCAGCUGUACGAGCAAAUCCGGAGUCUAGGUGGCGAGGCAACCAUGGAGUAUUCCGAGGAUGAGCUUCGCAUGAAGUCGGAGCUCAUCGAGGCGGUCGAGAAGAACAACUGGGAAUCGUUCCGUUACUCGCGCGGUCCCGGCAGCGGCCUUCGGGUCCCCAAGCACACCAACAUUGCCGGCGAGCCCCUUCAGAACCCCAUCUCUCCUCAGAGCCUAAGCCCAGCCAUUCAAUCUGGUGGUAGCGGUGCCAACUCUGGUGCCGGGCAGCCGGGAUUCUGGGCCAAUCAACAGCCGACAUUCAAGGAAGAAGAGGAGUUUGGCAUGGAGCUCUGA